AUGAGAUUCAACUCAAUCGCCGGAAAAGAGGAAGGCAUGAAACCUUUCGGUUACUGGACCAACGAAGGAGGCCCAGCGAAGGAGGCCCAGCGAAGGAGGCCCAACGAAGGAGGUGUCAACGAAGGAGGCCCAGCUAAGGAGGCCCAGGGAAGGAGGCCCAACGAAGGAGGCCCAACGAAGGAGGCCCAGCGAAGGAGGCCCAACGAAGGAGGACCAGCGAAGGAGGCCAAACGAAGGAGGCCCAACGAAGGAGGCCCAGCGAAGGAGGCCCAACGAAGGAGGACCAGCGAAGGAGGCCCAACGAAGGAGGCCCAACGAAGGAGGCCCAGCGAAGGAGGCCCAACGAAGGAGGACCAGCGAAGGAGGCCCAACGAAGGAGGCCCAACGAAGGAGGCCCAACGAAGGAGGCCCAACGAAGGAGGCCCAACGAAGGAGGACCAGCGAAGGAGGCCCAGCGAAGGAGGCCCAGCGAAGGAGGCCCAGCGAAGGAGGACCAACGAAGGAGGCCCAACGAAGGAGGACCAGCGAAGGAGGCCCAACGAAGGAGGCCCAGUGGAGGAGGCCCAGCGAAGGAGGCCCAACGAAGGAGGACCAGCGAAGGAGGCCCAACGAAGGAGGACCAACGAAGGAGGCCCAGUGAAGGAGGCCCAACGAAGGAGGCCCAACGAAGGAGGCCCAGCGAAGGAGGCCCAGCGAAGGAGGCCCAGUGAAGGAGGUGUCAACACAGAACACCUCUACCGUGGUGAGGUCGGUAACAACAUCUCCGCCACGCUGACCCUCAACAAGGAGUGGCACUCAGACAGAAGCUAUAUAUCUCACUGUGACAGCAGUUCCAUCACGUUGGAUGUUAUCGAUGACAACAUUCCUGUCAACCGGCUGGAGAAGUGUCUCAACCUGGAGAUGGGGUGA
This is a messenger RNA of Salvelinus fontinalis (brook trout), 909 nucleotides long. Its product is annotated as proline-rich protein HaeIII subfamily 1-like. The coding region runs from base 1 to 909 and encodes 302 amino acids. The record is from RefSeq and is a predicted model, not a curated record. NCBI's taxonomy places the organism in Eukaryota, Metazoa, Chordata, Actinopteri, Salmoniformes, Salmonidae. The transcript is spliced from 4 exons.